CUUAUUAGCAUUUAAAACCAUGAAGUUGAUUAAGGUGUUCUUUGUUCUAGCAGUAGCCAUGGCCUUAAUCAUAAGCAUUGCAGCAGCAAUGCCAAAGGAAGAAGAAGAAGAAGAUUUGGUGAUUGGAUCUUCUUCAUCUUCUGGUUCUUCUCUACUUGGAAUGGGUCGUUUCCUGACACAAAAUAGUAACCCUAGGCAGCAGCAGACUUGCAACAAAUACCCAAGGAUAUGUAGAGCUAAGGGGAGCCCAGGGCCUGAUUGCUGCAACAAGAAAUGUGUUAAUGUGUCUACAGACCGACUCAAUUGUGGGAUGUGCGGGGAGAAGUGUAAGUACAAUGAGAUAUGUUGCGGUGGUAAAUGUGUCAACCCAUACUUUAAUAAGAAGCACUGCGGGCGAUGCAGCAAUAAGUGCAAGAAAGGGAGCUUAUGUGUACUAGGGAUAUGCAACUACGCUUAGAUUUUGAGAGAGAGAG
Molecule: messenger RNA, 473 nt
Organism: Telopea speciosissima
Lineage: Eukaryota; Viridiplantae; Streptophyta; Magnoliopsida; Proteales; Proteaceae
Product: stigma-specific STIG1-like protein 1
Exons: 1
Coding region: 20-457 (145 amino acids)
Source: RefSeq, a predicted model, not a curated record